Messenger RNA from Fundulus heteroclitus (mummichog), 1815 nucleotides. It is a transcript of the gene timp2b, whose product is annotated as TIMP metallopeptidase inhibitor 2b. The coding region runs from base 230 to 892 and encodes 220 amino acids. The transcript has 5 exons. Gene Ontology annotation, biological process: negative regulation of endopeptidase activity; negative regulation of membrane protein ectodomain proteolysis. The record is from RefSeq and is a predicted model, not a curated record. Lineage: Eukaryota; Metazoa; Chordata; Actinopteri; Cyprinodontiformes; Fundulidae. Gene Ontology annotation, cellular component: extracellular matrix. Gene Ontology annotation, molecular function: protease binding; metalloendopeptidase inhibitor activity.
UGGCUGCUGGAAAACAGACAGGGAUCGAGGGUGAUCGGCUUUGCAACUGGAAAGAUCCGCCUCGUACUUUGACAGCAGCAGCCGUCGUCUGUUCUCGAACCAACCCUGGGGAUCAUUUUACGUCUUCUUUGUCAGGCUUCAGCCUUCACGGAGUAGGCCUACUCUGCUGCGCAACAUCUUCUUUCUAACCUCCCCGUUUGUAAGUUUAAAAAAAAAAAAGUUUGUAAAGAUGAGCUGCAUGACGCACAGCUGUUUGGUCGCCCUGGCCAUCCUGUUUCUGUGGCGCGUUGAAGAAAUGGCAGAAGCCUGCAGCUGCUCCCCUGCGCAUCCUCAACAGGCUUUCUGCAACUCAGACGUCGUUAUUAGGGCAAAAGUGGUUGGAAUGCAGGAGGUUGACAGCGGCAAUGAUGUAUAUGGAAAUCCCAUCAAACGGCUCCGGUUUGACGUCAAACAGAUGAAGAUGUUUAAAGGUCCCACCCAGGAUAUUGAUGCCAUCUAUACUGCUCCAUCCUCAGCAAUGUGUGGCGUGACUCUGGACACCGAUGGAAAGAAGGAGUACCUUAUUACAGGUAAACUGGAGGUUGAUGGGACGAUGCACGUCACCUUGUGUGACUUCAUGGAGCAGUGGGAGACCCUGACCGCGAUGCAGAGGAAGAGCCUGACUGAGCGCUAUGAAACUGGCUGCGACUGCAGGAUCACCCGCUGCACCUCCAUCCCCUGCAUGAUCAGCAGCCCGGCAGAGUGCCUUUGGACAGACUGGGUGAUCGAAAAGACGGUGAACGGAGAGCAAGCCAAGCACUACGCUUGCAUCAAGAGGAGCGACGACUCGUGCGCCUGGUACAGAGGCAGUGCGCCACCCAGGAAGGAUUUUCUGGACAUUGAAGACCCAUAACUCCUCGUCUGUGGAACAAUCUGAAGAUGGGUGCAGUUUGAAUAGUUCAACACACACACACAAAAAGAAAUAAAAAAAAAUUAUGUUUGUAGACUUUGUUUUUGUUAACUGUUGUGCGGAGGCCCUGGUAAGACGACUAAUAAUUAUUUCAGGUUGCAUGAUAUGAAAAACUCGCCUUUCCCCACUUCAACCCUUUUUGAAGCACUUCCUCAUCAACCACUUAUUCUCCAUCUGAAAUAAAUAGUAUCAGUUUAGUGUUUUUUUUUCUUUCUUUUUUAUAUUUUUUUUUCUUUGUGCUCUUUUUUUAUAUAUAUGUAAUGAAUUAAAGUUUUAUUUAAAGUGAGAUGCAAAUCUUUAAUGCAGAAUUCAGAAACUUGAAAUUUUCUCACUGCAUUGAUGCUAAUCACCCCCCACCCCCACCUGUUGUCACCAUCAGUGCUUUUGCUGUGAAAUCAUCCAGGAUAGACAAAAAAAUGCACUUUGAAUACUAUUUCUUUUUUUUUUUUCUUUUUUUUUUUUUCCACAAACAUUUUCAAUUAGAAGGUAUGACAUACAUUUAAGCAUUACUAUUAAAUGAUUCUGAAAAUUCUUUUGACAAAAGACCCAAUUUUGUAUCUGUUUAAUAAGCAGACUUUGUACAAAAUAAAAAACAAAUUGUAUCUGUGUUCAAUGUCUUACAACCUAGACAGUUGCUGCAUAUUGAAGGUUUUGUAUGUAAUUUUCCUUGCAAAAAAAAAACUAAUUAUUUGAGCUGUCGUCACAUGACUUACAAAAUUUUGUAUAAUUCCCCCCCCCCCCUCCCUUGUUUUUGCAAUGUGACAUCUUGUGCUGGUUUCACAUGGGAUUUUGGAGAUGAAUGAUUUUUGCAUGGAUGUCCAGCUCAAACCGUUUUUGUACAUUUGGCUAUUAAAAAGUAAAUGAUG